Acanthaster planci (crown-of-thorns starfish) is the source of this 1779-nucleotide messenger RNA. Its product is annotated as zeta-crystallin-like. Gene Ontology annotation, molecular function: quinone reductase (NADPH) activity; NADPH binding; mRNA 3'-UTR binding. The record is from RefSeq and is a predicted model, not a curated record. Lineage: Eukaryota; Metazoa; Echinodermata; Asteroidea; Valvatida; Acanthasteridae. Gene Ontology annotation, cellular component: cytosol.
CCAUAAGGUUGUUUACCUUUGAUCACAACUUCGGAAGCAAGAGCUUCUGUGCAAGAUUGUUUCAUUUUCAGAUGCCGUCCUCGUAUUCAUACGAAUCGUAGUGUUCCGCAGGUUACUUGCUAACCACAUCACAAACCUGAAGUCUUCAUUUAUGUCCAAUAAAGUAACAGGUGUUUUCCGGUCCGUAAUGAAAGCUAUACGUGUCACUCAAUUUGGUGGGCCUGAAGUCCUCAAACUUGAAGCUAAUUUGCCAAUUCCAAAGCCGGCAGCUGGACAGGUUCUGAUCAAAAUUGAAGCAGCUGGAAUUAAUCCAGUGGAGACUUACCUUCGAGCUGGAGCUUACGCCAAACUACCUGAUCUACCUUGGACACCUGGAAAUGAUGGUGCAGGAACUGUGCAGGAAGUGGGAUCCGGGGUCACCACUGUUAAGGUUGGUGAUAGAGUGUAUACCAGGGGAACGUUAACCGGGUCUUAUGCAGACUACACAGUGGCUGAUAAAUCUUGCGUCUUUGGUCUGGAUGAAAAGUUGGACUUCAAGCAAGGUGCAACAUUAGGUAUUCCCUACUUCACUGCUUACAGAGCACUGGUUCAACGUGCCCGGGCACAGGCUGGUAUGACGGUGUUAGUUCAUGGUGCAAGCGGCUCAGUUGGCAUUGCUUCUGUCCAGUUUGCUCGAGCCUAUGGUAUGACUGUCUUAGGCACAGCAGGAUCAGAGCAAGGUAUGAAACUGGUUGGAGAGAUGGGAGCUCAUCACAUCUUCAACCAUAGGCAGCAGGGAUAUACAGACAAGAUCAUGGAAGCAACCAGUGGAAGAGGUGUUGAUGUUGUGAUAGAGAUGCUUGCCAAUGUCAACCUGCAACGAGAUCUAGAAAUUCUAGCACCAGGAGGAACAGUUGCUAUUGUUGGGAAUCGAGGCAGCAUUGAGAUCAAUCCUCGACUGACCAUGGGCAAAGAAUCUUCAAUUGUUGGUGUCAUGGGUUCCACAAAAGAAGCUGAUACGAGGGAGACGGCCGCAGCAAUACAGGCUGGUAUGGAGGGCGGAUGGAUCAAACCAUUUAUUGGUAAAGAGUAUCCUCUCCAAGAUGCAGCUAUAGCACAUGAUUACAUCAUCAAGACCACAUCAGCCAUGGGAAGAGUUGUGCUCAUACCAUAGAAAAUGUAGAUGGAGGAAUGAAUUAUGGAUGACAUCAAAACAGUGUCUGGGCCUGUUUAAUUCAUGUGGAUCCGGAUCAUGAUCAGCGUUUCACUGACAUCAGAUCCCAGCUAAUGAAGAGAGUGAACCAGUGUUAAGAUCGAGAUCCAUGUGAAACAAAUAGCCCCUCUGGAUAGUAUUCAUACCAUAGAUAACAUUAACUUGAUUUUGAGAAGGGUCAAUUUCUUGAUAAUUUGAGUUAUAUUUUGUACUCCCUCAGCCAUUUGCUGCCAGGUGCAUUUUGCAACUGCUGCAUGCAUUACUUUUCAAAAUAUGAAAUGGUAACAUAUCUCCUGAAUCAGUUACCAGAUACUUGUUAUUUUUGAAUUUGACCAAACUCCUCAAACCAGUACAAGGAAUUUUGUUACUUUUUCAAGAGAUGAAAAUAUAACACAUCUCCUAAAACCAGUACUAUGUUUUUGGUCCUUUAUUUAAGGGAUGAAAAUAUGACCAAACUCCUAAAACCAGUACAAGGAAUUUUUUUUUACUCACAAGUAAAAGUAUUCUUUUACACCAGAUAAAAUAGUACUAGUCAGAAAUCACAAAAUAAAUGUCCAUGAAAAUGGAAAAUAAAUGUUCAAACUGUA